Molecule: messenger RNA, 2970 nt
Organism: Pseudopipra pipra
Lineage: Eukaryota; Metazoa; Chordata; Aves; Passeriformes; Pipridae
Gene: STIM1
Product: stromal interaction molecule 1
Exons: 13
Coding region: 176-2659 (827 amino acids)
Biological process (GO): store-operated calcium entry; intracellular calcium ion homeostasis; activation of store-operated calcium channel activity
Cellular component (GO): plasma membrane; endoplasmic reticulum
Molecular function (GO): calcium channel regulator activity; protein binding; calcium ion binding
Source: RefSeq, a predicted model, not a curated record
CUGCGCUGGGAGAGCCCACUGCGGGCGGGGGGGCCGUUCCGGUACCCGGAGCGCGGCGGAGCUCCGGCGGUGCCAGGAUAGCGGGAUCGCCGCGAUCUGCGGGAUCGCCGGGAUAAGCGGGACCCCCGGCCCGGGCCGAUGCCGAGCGGCAGCUGACGGCGGCGGGCACGCGGAAAUGGAGCGGCGGCCGGGCCGGGCCGUGCGGGCGCUGUGCGGCCUCUCCCUCGUUCUGCUGCUGCUGCCGCCGCAUCCCGGGAGCGCCGAGCGGGCCCCCGGAUCGCACCUGGACGACACGGCCAUCGCAGAGUUCUGCCGCAUCGACCAGCCGCUGUGCCACGACGAGGACGAGCAGCUGAGCUUCGAGGCCGUCAGGAACAUCCACAAGCAGAUGGACGACGACGCCAACGGCAACGUGGACGUGGAGGAGAGCGACGAGUUCUUGAGGGAGGACUUGAAUUACCACGACCCAGCAGUCAAGCACAGCACCUUCCAUGGAGAGGACAAGCUCAUCAGUGUGGAAGAUCUUUGGAAGGCCUGGAAAACAUCUGAAGUGUAUAACUGGACGGUGGACGAGGUGGUUCAGUGGCUCAUCACCUACGUGGAGCUGCCCCAGUACGAGGAGACCUUCCGAAAGCUGCAGCUGAGCGGCCACGCCAUGCCCAGGCUGGCAGUGAACAAUGCCACCAUGAUGGGCACUGUGCUCAAGAUGACCGACCGCAGCCACCGGCAGAAGCUGCAGCUCAAGGCCCUGGACACGGUGCUCUUCGGGCCCCCUCUCUUGACCCGACACAACCACCUGAAGGAUUUCAUGCUGGUGGUGUCCAUCGUCAUCGGGGUGGGCGGCUGCUGGUUCGCCUACAUCCAGAACCGCUACUCCAAGGAGCACAUGAAGAAGAUGAUGAAGGACCUGGAGGGUCUCCACAGAGCUGAGCAGUCUCUCCACGACCUUCAGGAGCGGCUGCAGAAGGCGCAGGAGGAGCAUCGCUCCGUGGAGGUGGAGAAGGUGCACCUGGAGAAGAAGCUGCAGGACGAGAUCAGCAUGGCCAAGCAGGAGGCCCACCGGCUGCGGGAGCUGCGCGAGGGCACCGAGAACGAGCUCAGCCGGCAGAAGUACGCGGAGCAGGAGCUGGAGCAGGUCCGGAUGGCGCUGAAGAACGCGGAGAAGGAGCUGGAGUCCCACUGCAGCUGGGCUGCCCCCGAGGCCCUGCAGAAGUGGCUCCAGCUGACCCACGAGGUGGAGGUCCAGUACUACAACAUCAAGAAGCAGAACGCGGAGAAGCAGCUGCUGGUGGCCAAGGAAGGGGCUGAGAAGAUCAAGAAGAAGCGGAACACGCUGUUUGGGACGUUCCACGUCGCUCACAGCUCCUCCCUGGACGACGUGGAUCACAAGAUCUUAACUGCAAAGCAGGCCCUGAGCGAGGUGACGGCGGCGCUGCGGGAGCGGCUGCACCGCUGGCAGCAGAUCGAGCUGCUCUGCGGCUUCCAGAUCGUCAACAACCCGGGGCUGCACAGCCUGGCCUCGGCCCUCAACAUCGACCCCGGCUGGGUGGGCACCCCCCGGCCCAACCCCUCCCACUUCAUCAUGACCGACGACGUGGACGACCUGGACGAGGAGAUCGUGUCCCCCAUGUCCAUCCAAUACGCAGCCUGGCUUUUCGGGCGCCGCUUCAGCGACCGCUCCUCGCUGUCCUCGGAGGAUCAGUCCCUCUGGAAAUACCCUGCUCCUGCCCUGCCCAGCACGGUCCGGCAGCGCCUGGUGGACGCCCAGCACGGCCACGGAUCGCAGAGGUUGGUAGAGGGUUCCGUGCCCGGGCAGCCCGAGCCGGGCCCCGCGGCGCCGUUCCGGGCGGGCCGAGCGUCCCUGCGCCGAAUGCCGAGCCUCUCCUCCGGACAGUCCUUCAGCUGCGACCUGCCCGGCGCCGGCCCAUCGCCUGCCUCCACCUCCUCCACCUCCUGCUCCUCAUCCACCACCACCGCUGCUCCUGCUUGCCAUGUCCACCCUGUCUAUUACCAUCACACCACCUCUUAUUUCCUCCAGAUGGACUCCACCCCCGACCUGCCCCCUCCUGAUGUCACCUCUGGAGUUCGCUGUCGCACUGGGAGCUUUGGAGACUUGACUCGCUCCGACUCCGACUCCUCCAUCCCGCACCUGAGCGACCACCAGCGUAUUCCCAGCUCGGCCCCCAAGCUCCUGGCUGCCCGGCCCACGCUGCUGACCCGCUCCGUGGAGGAGGCUGUCCCCGGCCACCCGGGCCCCGCCGCGCCCACCCCCAACGGCGGCAGCCGGCACGCGGAGCCCCCCGGGCCGGGGCCUUUGCCGGAGCGGCUGCCCGAGAGCCCCAUGGCGAUGAAGAAGAUGAUGAUGGUGAACCACGGCAUGGAGAAGUCCUCCAGCCUGGGGGAGAUCAGCCACCCGACGGCCGGCAAGCCCAGCCACUCGGAUUCGUCGCGGUCGCACAGCCCCAGCUCCCCCGACCCCGACACCCCCUCCCCCAUCUCUGACUGCCGGCCCCCCGGCGCCAAGAGCACCCGCAUCCCGCAGCUGGCCGCCAAGAAGAGCCCGGGGGACGAGGACAGCAGCCUCACGGGCGACGAGGUUGACCCCGGCCAGAGCAAGAAAAAGUUCCCCCUAAAGAUCUUCAAGAAGCCCAAGAAGUAGCGGGGGGGGAGCCCCCAGGAGCGCGUCCCGCCGGGCCCGGGGCCGGAUCGCACCGGGAACGCAGCGCGGCCCCGGCACCCGCCGCCCUCCCUCCGCACCCGAGUCCGGCACGGGGGGAGCUAUUUAAACUUAUUUAUUUCCCGAUCUCCGAGAAGAAAAACCGCGCCGCCGCCGGCUCCCCCGGGAGAACAGCCCCCCUCCCUCCCCGCUGCGCUCCCGGCUUUGCUGUGCAUGGCUUCCAGUUACUCCUGCUCCGCUCAGCCACGCGGCCUUUGGGUUUGGUUUCAAUGUGGUUUUGUUUUUUUAUUUUA